AUGUGUAAUUUGCCGAACGAGGAACUGUGGGAGGUAAAAUUUCGUCCAGUAUCAUGUUACAGUAAAUUUGAAGUACGGAGUUUGAUCUCUAGGGAAUUGGAACCAGCUGAACUGCUGCACAGCAAAAAGACCACUGCUGAUCCCGAUCAUAUCCAUCCAGCUGGAUUUUCCAAGCCGACAGUAGCGUAUGUUCCGCCACACCUGCGUAAAGCACAAAUAACGGGUUCUGUGGGUAUUGCUAAAAGCAUGCAAGUGACUCCCGCCAAGAUGACUGACACUGAUAAAAAAAUUCUCAUGAUUAAGAAGAAGUUAAAAGACAUUGCUACACUGAAAAGCGAGGAUGUUAAGAAGAUGUUCUACGGCAUCAACGAUGAGCGGAAAGUUCAGUUGAGAGAUGUUUUGACGGCAAAACCGUGGAAGCCUGGAUACUGUAAUUCUCUAGACAUCAACGAAAUUUCAACCGAAGUCCCAACAGAGAAAAAAAUGCUUAACCAUAUGAUUGGAAAAUGGCGUCACUUAACCACCUAA
This is a messenger RNA of Necator americanus (New World hookworm), 528 nucleotides long. RefSeq lists its product as uncharacterized. Lineage: Eukaryota; Metazoa; Nematoda; Chromadorea; Rhabditida; Ancylostomatidae. The transcript has 5 exons. The coding region runs from base 1 to 528 and encodes 175 amino acids. The record is from RefSeq and is a predicted model, not a curated record.